Catharus ustulatus (Swainson's thrush) is the source of this 6272-nucleotide messenger RNA. RefSeq names its product contactin 5 (gene CNTN5). The transcript has 24 exons. NCBI's taxonomy places the organism in Eukaryota, Metazoa, Chordata, Aves, Passeriformes, Turdidae. Gene Ontology annotation, molecular function: cell-cell adhesion mediator activity. Gene Ontology annotation, biological process: cell-cell adhesion; brain development. Bases 168 to 3467 code for a protein of 1099 amino acids. The record is from RefSeq and is a predicted model, not a curated record.
GGAGUGGGAGCAGCAUGCUGGAGCUGCCUCAAUACCUGCAAGUAGAAAGGAGUUCAUGGUUUUAACGCUUCUCAACACCCAGUACCUCAAGGCUAAGCUUUAAUUAAGAAACGUCAACGUUGCUAACAACUGCACAAAGAGGGACGGAAGGACCUUUGUGACCAAGGAUGUGGUUGUCAUGGAAACUCUUGCUGUUUCUGUCACUCACUGGCUGUCUUUCAGAAUUUUCAGAAGCUGUUCCUGGUCUCCCCACAUCAUAUGCUGCUAUCCUAAGAAUCAAAUCUGGUAGUUCAUCUUUAACUUCCUUUAAUUCAAAGAACAGACCACGAUUAAGCAGUCCUUCAUUAGGAAGUGUAUCUUCACCAGGCUGGAGAGGAGCUGCACAGCAUUAUCACUCCCCAACAAACCUCUACCACUUUUCAGAGACCUUCAAACAUGAUGAAAGUGUUGAUUAUGGGCCGGUGUUUGUACAAGAGCCAGAUGAUAUGAUUUUUCCAACUGAUUCUGAGGAAAAGAAAGUGUCUCUCAAUUGUCAAGCACGUGGAAAUCCUACCCCCACAUACAGAUGGCUUCGAAAUGGAACUGAAAUCGACAUUGAAAGUGAUUAUCGCUUCAGUUUAAUAGAAGGAAGUUUGAUCAUCAGCAACCCCAGUGAAAUGAAAGAUUCUGGACAGUAUCAAUGUUUAACUACCAACACAUUUGGCAGUAUUUUAAGCAGAGAGGCUGUUCUUCAGUUUGCAUAUCUGGGGAAUUUUAGCGGUCGGACAAGAAGUGCUGUAUCCGUACGUGAAGGUCAAGGAGUUGUUCUGAUGUGCUCCCCUCCACUUCAUUCUCCAGAGAUCAUCUAUAGCUGGGUAUUUAAUGAAUUCCCAUCUUUUGUGGCAGAAGACAGCAGGCGUUUCAUCUCUCAGGAGACAGGCAAUCUCUACAUAUCCAAGGUGCAAACAUCUGAUGUUGGCAGCUACAUAUGCCUGGUGAAAAACACAGUGACAAAUGCCAGAGUUUUGAGUCCUCCUACUCCUCUGACACUGAGAAAUGAUGGUGUGAUGGGGGAAUAUGAACCAAAAAUUGAAGUCCAUUUUCCUUACACAGUUACAGCUGCAAGGGGAACCACUGUUAAGAUGGAGUGUUUUGCACUUGGAAACCCUGUUCCAACAAUCUCUUGGAGGAAAGUUAAUGGUCAUAAUCCAAGUAAAGCCCGCCUGAGAAAAUCCCAAGCUGUGCUUGAAAUACCUAAUGUGCAGCUGGAGGACUCAGGAAUGUAUGAAUGUAAGGCUGAGAACUCCCGUGGAAGAAAUGUCUUCAGAGGACAGCUGCAAGUAUACACUUACCCACACUGGGUGGAAAAACUGAAUGAUACACAGUUAGAUAGUGGAGAUCAGCUCCGAUGGGAGUGCAAAGCCACUGGAAAGCCGCGGCCCACGUAUCGCUGGCUGAAAAAUGGAGCUCCUCUCUGGCCACAGAACAGGAUUGAGAUGAUUAAUGGUGUUCUGAUGAUCCAAAGUGUGAAUGUCUCAGAUGCUGGAAUGUAUCAAUGCUUAGCAGAAAAUAAGUACGGUACGAUUUAUGCCAGUGCUGAGCUGAAGAUUUUAGCUUCACCUCCCACUUUCCCACUCAAUCAAAUGAAGAAAACAAUAAUUGUUACCAAGGGCCAAGAAGUUGUCAUUGAGUGCAAGCCACAAGCCUCUCCAAAGCCAACCAUCACUUGGAAGAAAGGCGACAAAGUGUUGAGGGAGAGUAAGAGGAUAACUAUCCUUCCACAUGGGAGUCUGCGAAUCCUGAAUGCUUCCAAGUCCGAUGAAGGGAGAUAUUUAUGCCAAGGUGUAAAUGUAUUUGGAUCUGCAGAAAUCAUUGCAUCUCUAUCUGUUAAAGAACCUACAAGAAUAGAGCUGACACCCAAGAAGAUUGAGUUAACAGUUGGAGAGAGCAUCGUCCUCAGUUGCAAAGCCCUUCACGACAGCACGAUGGAUGUCACCUUCUACUGGACACUCAACGGGCAGCCAAUUGACUUUGAGAAAGAAGGUGGACACUUUGAAAGCAUCAAGGCACAAGCGUCCUCUGCAGAUUUAAUGAUCAGGAACAUCCUCCUGAUGCACGCUGGCAGAUACGGCUGCAGGGUCCAGACCGCAGCGGACACCGUGUCAGACGAGACAGAGCUGCUUGUUAGGGGUCCUCCUGGUCCCCCAGGGGUUGUAAUAGUGGAGGAAAUUACAGACACAACAGCAACACUCUCCUGGAGUCCUGGGGCAGACAAUCACAGCCCUAUCUCCCUCUACAACCUGCAAGCACGCAGUCCAUUUUCUCUUGGCUGGCAGACCGUAAAAACAGUUCCAGAUCUGAUAAGUGGUGACAUGGAGUCUGCUAUGGCUGUGGAACUGAACCCUUGGGUGGAGUAUGAGUUCAGAGUAGUAGCAACCAAUAAAAUUGGCACUGGAGACCCAAGUGUACCAUCACGAGUGAUCAGAACCAAUGAAGCAGUGCCAAAGACACCUCCAGCUAACGUCAGUGGCAGAAGUGGAAGGCGACAUGAAUUAGUAAUAGCAUGGGAGCCAGUGUCAGAAGAGUUCCAGAGUGGAGAAGGAUUUGGAUAUAUUGUAGCCUUCAGACCCAAUGGAACACGUGGCUGGAAGGAAAAAAUGGUGACAUCUUCAGAUGCCUCAAAAUUCAUCUACAGAGAUGAAAGUGUGCCACCUCUGACUCCUUUUGAGGUGAAAGUUGGUGUUUACAACAACAAGGGAGAUGGUCCUUUCAGCCCUAUUGUGGUCAUCUGCUCAGCUGAAGGAGAACCCACUGCUGCUCCCGUCGAUGUCAAAGCUACGAGUUUGUCUGUAUCAGAGAUUCUUGUUGCGUGGAAACAUAUUAAAGAAAGUCUAGGAAGACCACAGGGAUUUGAGGUUGGAUACUGGAAGGACAUGCAGCAGGAAGAAGCAGCAGAAAAGAUCAAAACAGAGGGAAAUGAGUCAUCCAUCCUCCUGACAGGAUUAGAAGGAAACACAUUAUAUCACCUCACAGUGAGGGCAUACAAUGCUGCAGGGUAUGGACCACCUAGCACUGCUGUGCACGCAGCAACGAAGAAAUCCCCUCCCAGCCAAGCACCAGGCAAUAUUAUGUGGAUACAGGAUGGCUCACAUGUGUCCCUUGGGUGGGAGCCAGUCAGACCUCUAGCUAAUGAAUCUGAUGUAAUGGGAUACAAGGUGUUGUUUCGACAAGAGGGCCAGAGCAACAGCCAAGUUAUAGAAACACAGAAAACCUCUGCAGUGGUCCUUCUUCCUGAUGUUGGGGUCUACAUAAUUGAGGUCUGUGCAGUCAGUGAAGGAGGGGAUGGGACUGCAAGUCCCCAGAUCAGAGUUCCAUCUUUUUCAGGAGGGAAAGUAACAAGUGCUCAGUCCACCUUACAUGUGUUGUCUACUUCCUCAUCCUCUGUAACACUGCUUUUGGCGCUGAUGGUACCUUCGACCUCAUGGUGAAGGCUGUAGACUUUGUUGUUGUUGUUAUUUGUUUGCUUUAACUUGAUGACACCAAGGGAUGGAGUUUUAUGUCUGUGGAAUAACCCAAGCUAAUGCUUAGAGACCCAUUGAAAUGCCUGUGGUGCACUUAGGGGAGUGUUGGAGACACAGUCAAUAACGCAUCAGGUUUUUAUCUCUUCCUUAUUUGUAAAAGUCUUCUGGGGAGGAGACUCUUCUUGGCCCAAAAAUAUGCAGAUUGUAUGUAAUAAACUUUUGUAAGCAAAGGUGAUUUCUGUCAAAUGUAUUUUCCUUUUUUAAUAUGUUCAAAUUUGGUGAACCCAGUCAUGUAUCAUCAGGUGUUUAAAGGGUGGUGCCUAGUACAGUACACCUGUAUGGUUUGGAGAAAAAAAAAUCCUUUUUUAAAUACAGGACAAAGUUUGCUACAGCUUUGCUUUUAAAUAUUUUGCCUGUAUCCCUGAUAAAUGGUUGCUCCUACUGACAAAGAAGAAAAACACAGUAUAUAUAAAAACCACUGCAAAAAUAAAAAAGAACUUGUUCUGAAAAUAUAUUGUAUGUAUUCAAUUAGGAAAAAGAAUUGCCAACGAAAUACUAGACAGGUUAUCCCAGAACUCAGCAAAAUGGAGCACAAAAUCUAUUUAUUUUAUUUCCAGGUAAAUGGAAAAUUACUAAACACAGGUUUAGGAGGAAACAAGUUGUCUUUUAUCAAAUACCACAAGAUUUCAUGUCCAAUUAAAUUUUCAAUGGAACAUAAGAAAUCAAUUCCUACUGCAUAUGACAAUGAAAAUUCCACUGGGCAUUUAAACAUGAUACACAUUAAACUAUUACUGGACUAAUAAAGGAAUGCAAGGAGAUAAUCCUACUUUUCCUAACCACUUCUCAGUUGUAACUUUCUUUUUCGUCUGAGUCCAAUUUUUGGUAACAUUCUAUGCUUUGUAUAGGUGGUACUCAAGUUGAAGUAUAUAUGAAGCAUAUUAUGGAGAGAAUGUUAACAUUUUUCAGAAUGGCAUUAUCCACAUAUCUACAGACUGCAGUAGGAUAUAUUUUGGAGAAUUUUGUUUCUGAGAAAAAAAAAUCUUGGAAAAGUGCUACAGGGCAUCAUUCCAAUUAUUUAUCUAAUUGGCUCUAUCUCUAUUUCUAUAGCUCACUGGAGAUUGUUCUUAUAGGUACUGUGUGCUAUCAGUUUUAAUCCCCAUUUUUUGCUGUAGCAGACAAUUUUUUACUCAAUAGACAAUUUGGACUAUUUUUCUACAUUGGAAGGCCUUCCCACAUACUGGAACCUGAGGAAAAAUGAUUCCCAGGGAAGAUGAUGUGCAUGUUUGUACAAUCAUGGUGUGCACAGUGUUAUGAAGGGUGGCAUUUUGCUAACACAUCUGGGGAUUGUGCCUCGGAAAAUAGUUGCAUUGCCUGGGAAGAAUCAAGUCAAAAAUGGUUACCAUGAAAGUCCUAAUAGCAUGGUUCUUCUAGUUUUCUAUCCCUCUAAAAGUUUUGAUGAAAACCUAUUUUAGCUGAUGAGUUACCAAUUCAAAAUGUUAUUAUUUUGCCAGUUCACUAGCAAAAUAAUUUUUAGCAUUUAGAUAAUACACUGCAACUGUGCUCUUUCUAAGCUGUUUCUAAACAGUAGCCAAGAAAGCACAACAGAGAUACAAAGAUGAAAAGCUGACGAUGACAAAAUAUUUUUUAUUUUUAAUUUUUUUUUAUCCAUAAAAUUUUUCAGAGAAGGUUCAACUGAAACUUUAUUACCCAGUAAUAUUUUAAAUAAUUUUCUAAAAUAUGGUGUUUAAUAUUACUUAAGUCACCAGGUCGCUCAGACAACAAAGGCAGGAUAGCUAGCUAAGAAAUGACUGUAGAUAUAAAGAAAGAGGCCUUCUAUAUCUCUGCUUCUGGAAAAGCCUUUGAGAUCAAAGACAGGAAAGUGUAAUGUACCUUGCUGAUAGAGCAAACUCAUAGAGAAUAACAACCUGCUGUCCCUUGUAAAACAGUAGCAUUGCUACUGUGCAGAGAGCCUGCAUCUGCCAAAAUGUUAAAAUAAAUAAGAAUAAAGUGAUGAACCAAAAAGUCAAAUGGCUAUUUUAUAAAUGAGUUAUGUAUAAUUUCCUCUAUUUUUUAUACAGUUGCUUGCCAAUGCAGUUUAUUUCAGAGAGUUCAAAAAAGCUACAUUCACUGCUGGUGGCAUUUGGUUAAACUUUCUGAUAACAAUAAAUGGAUAUGCUUUGUAGGAAGAAUAAAAGUCUGAUAAGGAGACAGAGCUCCAUCCAGACACAUCUCCCUCUCUAGUAUGAAGAUACAAGUAGAAAUACUGAACAUACCAUCAGGUAAUGUAGUUGUAUUGCAGGGACAAAAGGAGGUAUGUUUUAUAUUCAACAUGAACAGAAUAUGUAUUUUGCAUCUUAAAUAUAUUAAUAAACAUGUUUUAAAUGUUUAAGUACUUACGUAUUACCUAUUUGUUACUUUGUAGAAGAUGUUUCCUUAUCAUGACAUUUUUAGUUGCAAGGGAAAGCUUUUUCUUCUUUCAUGUAAAAGAUUGUAAUAGUGCAGUCUGGCGUCACUGAGGAGGCUGUAUUUUUGUAUAAUGUUACAGGAUCUGUUCAGAAAAACAUAAUUAGAAAGAAACCUUGUUUCACAGACCAAAAGGAAGUUACUGUCAUGGCCCAUAUCAAAAUGUUAGAUAUAUUGUAUACAAUCUGUAUAUAUGCUAUAUAUAAUGGUAUAUACAAUGUGGAAGACACAGUAAUAUAAUAGUUUCUGUGUACUGUUCUUGUAACAUUAGAUCUUUUUAAUAAAUUAUUCUCUUUUUAUUGACUUUUA